This is a messenger RNA of Populus trichocarpa (black cottonwood), 836 nucleotides long. Its product is annotated as (-)-isopiperitenone reductase. The transcript has 3 exons. The record is from RefSeq and is a predicted model, not a curated record. Bases 1 to 537 code for a protein of 178 amino acids. NCBI's taxonomy places the organism in Eukaryota, Viridiplantae, Streptophyta, Magnoliopsida, Malpighiales, Salicaceae. Gene Ontology annotation, cellular component: membrane.
AUGUUUGGAAGAAGCUCUUAUUCCGCUCCUCCAGCUAUCCGACUCUCCAAGGAUUGUCAAUGUUUCUUCCUUCUUGUCAAUGCUGAAGCUACAAUACUAAAGCAACUCUCAUUUAAAAAUAAACCGUUUGCAGUGGGGGUAAGAAAAAGGAGGACUAGGAAUAUACCAAAUGAAUGGGCUAAAGGGGUGUUCAGUGAUGUUGAUACCUUUACAGAGGAGAGAAUAGAUGAACUAUUAAGUGUAUUUCUAAAAGAUUUCAAGGAGGAUUCUUUAGAAACCAAGGGCUGGCCAGCUUUACUGUCAGCCUAUGUACUCUCAAAAGCAGCCUUGAAUGCUCACACAAGGAUUCUAGCCAAGAAGUACCCCAAUUUCUGCAUUAAUUGCAUCUGUCCAGGGUUUGUCAAAACAGAUAUGAGCAAUAACACCGGCACCUUAUCGGUUGAUGAAGCUGCAGAGUAUCCUGUGAAAUUGGCGCUGCUUCCUGAUGGAGGACCUUCUGGCCUCUUUUUCAUUCUGGAUAAAUUAUCUUGUUUCUGAAUGCAAAACAACCCCACUAUGAUCUUGGAUAAAUUAACCUUGCUGAAUGGAAAAUGAAUAGAACAGCAACCUGUUCUAUGCAUUUUCCUUUCAGCAAGAUUAAUGUAGAACCUCGUGACAUCUUAAUUCUCUUUGUCAAGUUACCUCGGAGACUCAUAAUAGAAUACGAGAGAGAAAUAGCUAGAGAGAAAAGGAAGAAGCUGUCAUGGAUUAUAAUCGCAUGUUGCUUUCCUGUAUUAUGUUCCAAAAUAAUCAAUCUGUACAAGUAUGUAUAAAUAUAUUGGGAUUGAUUCAACUAA